This is a messenger RNA of Colletotrichum siamense, 1143 nucleotides long. RefSeq lists its product as uncharacterized. Lineage: Eukaryota; Fungi; Ascomycota; Sordariomycetes; Glomerellales; Glomerellaceae. The transcript has 3 exons. The coding region runs from base 1 to 1143 and encodes 380 amino acids. The record is from RefSeq and is a predicted model, not a curated record.
AUGGACGCCGCUCAGCUCUUUCGUCGGGAACCUGCCAACCCGAACUGCGUCAAGGGGUGCCUAGAACCUCCCGAUGACCUGGAGCCUAAUCCAGACGUCGGAGGUGUUGGGGUAGUGAUUGGAUUUCUGGGGACUGCAUGGCUUGUGGUGAUCCUGGCAACGUUUCGGUACUGCCUUGUCUUUGACCCUGCCACCGAUCCGCUUGAAAAUCCAGACCGAGGCCUACGAUACGGCAAAAAGCAUAUUUGGAAAUCAAAUGUUAUUGAUGUGAAAACGAUUGCCAUGUUUGCAGGUCUUAGGAAAAGGCUUGGUCACGACUCGCGUUCACGCUGGACAAUGGCUUUCAACAAGAUACUUCUCAGCAUGUGCGACAUACAGCUUCUAACCGGCCUGGGGAUUCUCCUCAGCGGUUUCAUCAGUCUCUCAUGUUAUAUGUCGGCGUACCACUGGGAACUGAUCAGCUACUUGGCCUGGUUUUCGAAUCUAACACACGCGGCUUGCCUGUCAGCUCUUCGGGCUCAUCUGUAUCGUAACCAAACGGAGCGCAACUACAGAAUGGUAUUGAUGGCCGUACUUCUAGCCGCAUUGAUCACGGCCAUGGUACCUACGAGUUAUUUCAACUGGGACGCUCCCUGGGAAAGUACAGCAAGCGUGCCAUCUUCGAAUGCCAGGUGCUUUUUCAGCCACAACACCGCGCAAGCCGUGUGGAAUUCUCGUAUAUGCAAAGAUGAACGAUACUCAGGUAUACCUGCAGAUGGCUACCGAUGUAUUCAUCCUAGGGGAGUCGAACCCAUCACUGCAACCAACUCGUACGAGUCGUCUAUGAUAUCAAUUGGCCUAUUGAUUUUGAACUUUGUCAGCCGAUCUAUUAAGAUGUUCCGCACACUAUCGGAGAUCACGAAGGACACGAUCAGAGGAAGGGUAGCCCGUUGGUUAGCGCACUGUCUCACUGCCACUGCAAAGGCUCACCGACGCUUUGGAAAUACGCCGCCCAAAAGAAGACUGCUGGCAAUCUUAAGGCCCUUAGACUUGAUGACUUCCUCUUACUUGGUGACGAAGCUAUAUUUGGAGAUAAUGUUGUCCGAGUUAGCUGACGUGAGUGGCGCUCAUGUUUCCCACUCAUGUAUAUCGCCUAACAUGUAA